AUGGCCGGUAUACUAAAUUCAUGUCAGUCUCUAUUUUUGGAAAAAUCAAAUGUUUUGAAUAAACAUACAACUUGCAUUUUCAUUCACACUUGUUUAGUAGAUCUAUUGAAUGUUUUGAUACAUUUGCGUUUGCUCAACAUUAGUGAUUUAGCAAUAAACGGUCUACCUGUCUACAUUCAUAUAUCGAGUGCUCUUUAUUCAAUAAACAAUACUAUUUCUGGCUUCUGUUCUAAUUUUCAAUUGAAUGAACACAAAAAUAAAACUAUUUAUCUUAAUUUAAUCAUCUAUUAA
Schistosoma guineensis is the source of this 291-nucleotide messenger RNA. Lineage: Eukaryota; Metazoa; Platyhelminthes; Trematoda; Strigeidida; Schistosomatidae. The record is from the annotation of a GenBank genome assembly.